Molecule: messenger RNA, 321 nt
Organism: Prorocentrum cordatum
Lineage: Eukaryota; Dinophyceae; Prorocentrales; Prorocentraceae
Source: the annotation of a GenBank genome assembly
GCGGUCGUGUCGAGGCGGCUGCGCGUCGGGGGCAAGGGGCUGGGCGCCGCCGCCGCGGGGUGCCGCUGUUGGCCGCCGCGGCCGCCGGGCGCCGCCGCCGGGCGCUGGCGCCGGGCGCCGGGGUCGGCCGGCGGGCUCCGCCGCGGCCGCCGCCGACGGGCGCCGCCUGCCGCCGCCUGGCCGGCAGAGAGCCACCGCAGCCGCGUCGUCGCCGCCGCGGUCGGCCGUCGGGCGGGCGCGGCGGCGCUUUCGGGGUCGCCGCUGCGGGCGCCGGCGACGUGGCCUCAGUUCGUGGGGCCGUCGCGCUGCAGGGUGGGAGAG